This is a messenger RNA of Jaculus jaculus (lesser Egyptian jerboa), 1146 nucleotides long. RefSeq names its product small acidic protein. The coding region runs from base 97 to 642 and encodes 181 amino acids. The record is from RefSeq and is a predicted model, not a curated record. The transcript has a single exon. Lineage: Eukaryota; Metazoa; Chordata; Mammalia; Rodentia; Dipodidae.
GCUGCCUAGGCGGGUGGCAGGUUGCGGGCUGGUGGUAUCGGGACUAAAGGAGAACUGCGAGCGUGUUGGGCAUUUCGCGUCGGGAUACCCGCGAGGAUGAGUGCUGCCAGGGAGUCUCACCCGCACGGGGUGAAGCGUUCCGCCUCCCCAGACGACGAUCUUGGAUCUAGCAAUUGGGAGGCUGCAGACUUGGGCAAUGAAGAGAGAAAACAAAAGUUCUUGAGACUUAUGGGUGCAGGAAAGAAAGAACACACUGGUCGUCUCGUCAUAGGAGACCACAAAUCAACAUCUCACUUCCGAACAGGGGAAGAAGAUAAGAGAAUUAACGAAGAACUGGAGUCUCAGUACCAGCAGAGCAUGGACAGUAAACUCUCGGGGAGGUACCGGCGGCACUGCGGACUGGGCUUCAGCGAGGUAGAAGAUCAUGAUGGAGAAGGCGACGUGGCUGGAGACGGUGACGAUGGUGAUGAGUCACCUGACCCUGAGAGUCCCGACGACUCUGACAGUGACUCGGAGUCAGAGAAAGAAUCUGCUGAGGAACUCCCAGCGACUGAGCGCCCCGAUGACGUGCAAGAUCCGAAAAACAAAAAAGACGCAAAAAGCAACUACAAAAUGAUGUUUGUCAAGUCCAGUGGUUCCUAACUCCCAACCCCUGUCUUUGUAUUAAAAGUAAGCCUUAUUGUUACAAUGCACAGUGGAGGACUGCUUAUAGAGCACAGACCUUUGUAUUAUAAUUUUUAAAAAGACCCUUUUAAAUAACUACAGAGUGUUGGCUUUCUAAUGCCAUGGGUUACACUUUAUGGCAUGACUAUAACCAUUUUGUAAAAGGAAGAGCUACAUAAAAGAAGAGAGAAAUGCAGUACUCAGCUUCUCACUUUAGCCCUCGACCCUGGCCUCAGCUUGCUGCCCUUCAGGAGCGCUACGGGGGAGACACUGAAGUUAGUUGGGGUAGCUAUUUCAUCUUUUUGUAUUCCUUAUUUUUCUCAUGAAAAUCUGAUACUGUGACAUGUUCAUGAAAAGUACUCCCUCAGUUAUCUUUUGUUAAAGUGGAAGUGUUCAUCACGAGCACUUCUGCUGCCAGUCACAGCCUGACGCACUGCUGGCAAAGGUCGGGUGCUUAGUGCACUCUCGCUGACUCAGCUCUUC